AACAUAUAUUUUAGUAGGAUAAGUAGUAAAGAGUAUGCGAUAUUUAUUUCUGGAUGAAAAUUGGGAUGCCUGAUAGUCGUAUAGAAAUGAAACAAUUCAUCUAUGAAUUACUUAUGCUUAAUCGUAUAAAUUUCUGCUGACAACCUUGCAGGAUAUUCGUGCCAACGAUUCGCCAAGAUAAAUAACUUAGUUGAAUGAUGGAUCUUUCUGAUGCGUCGGAAAGAUUACCUCGGUGGUUGGACGAAAAUGAAAAUGACUUUGAAUGUGGUCCCGUCAUUCCAGUAGCGAUUCCGAUAUUCAUCACACUCAUCGCUGCAAUCGGGCUGUUUGCGAACACCAUAGUGAUUUUUAUUGUCACCGUACUCAGAGAAUACACAAAGUCUGUAACAAACAUCUACGUUCUCCAGCUUGCCAUUGCAGAUUUUAUAUUCUUAUUCCAACUUCCGUUUCAAGCUCGAACGAUGGUUAUCGGUCAGUGGACGUAUGGGGUAUUGUGGUGCAAAUUAUCAGAAGGAAUCAAGAUGCUCAACUAUUAUUCGUCGAUCAUGUUCCUAACCAUAAUGUCAGUGGAUCGAUAUCUCGCUAUAAAUUUUGCGAUGAAUCAAAAAGUUGCAAAAGUUCGAACAAAACGGGCAGCUUUCGUCAUAAGUUCAAUUUUAUGGAUUCUAUCCUUUGUCAGUGUCGUCAAUAUUUUGAUACAUGCUGAUGUACGAGGAUGUGAUUGCCAAAUUUUCUUCCCAGGGGUGGAACAUCUUCACCAAAAUAUCACGCAUUAUCUCAGCAAUGUGUCAGACUUGACGGAUUACGGAAGUAGCGAUUACUCGGGAGAUUAUGGAGUAGUCGAUUACGGAUCAAAUUCAACUUUUGACUACGAUGAAUACUUGAAAGAAAUAUUGAAUGACGACACCGUUUGUAGUUUUGCAAAACCGCAAUAUUCUCAAUAUUUUAAGACUUGGAUUGUUUGUAAUUUCGUGCUAGCAUUUGCUGUUCCACUAGUUAUUAUUUGUGUGUCGUAUGCACUCAUCAUUAGAAGAAUAUUGAAGCCCAUGGUGAUAGGAACGAAAUCGCAGAAAUCAAACAAGACACGAAAACGAGUUACAAUUAUGGUAACGGCGCUCGUGUCUGCAUUCAUUAUUUGUUGGCUUCCAUAUCAUGCAUUCCAUCUUGCAAGACUCAAUGACGUAAGAAUGUUUGCUCAAGCGUGUGAAAAUAUUUCAAAUUUCACAAUUGUCCUGGCCUAUUCAAACAGCGCAAUAAAUCCGUUCUUUUACACGUUUCUUGGAACUAACUUUCGUAGAAGAUGGGGGAAUGCCGUUGGCAAAGCAAGGAAAGGAAUUCGACAAAGUAUACUCAGUCACAGUGGUGAUUACACCCCAGGAUCCUCAAUGAAAAUGCGGCGUAAAUCAUCCGGUGUCUCCAACAGCGGAGCAAGAGACAAAAACAGAGACGAUGCCAGCAGCAUGAAUUCAUUCGUUACAAAGCACACCAUCGUUCCUGUCAAUAACGAAAUAAUUGACGAAGAAAAGGUCUGAGACGAACUCAUAAUCAGGAAUCACGGAUUAUAUAUGACCGACGCAUAGUCCAAUACUAAAAAUGAUAGUGUUACUCGCUUCUAAUUUAUGGAAGUUAGAAUUACAAAGAAUUUUAGUUAUUUUUAGGAAUAUUUGCCAAACUGCGCGCAUGAAGGAAGAUAGGUUCAAUACCCAUUCGUUGUUUGUAUAUGUAUAAACAAAUAAUAUUUUGUUUUGAUUUGAAUUUCGUUUCAAACUGAUCAGUAUAAUUUUAUAUAUAAAUGAAUUAUAAUAUUUCAUUAUUUCAAUUUCUCACGUUAUAAUCAAGCCACAGAGAAUCUGUAAUUCAUUUGUAAAUAAAUAUAUCCCACAUGAUAUACUGUACACAGCAUAAUUCUUGUUUUGGAUAGGAUAAGAUAGCAAUCUUCCAUCUUCAAGUGAUUUAUAAUUGCCUGGUCAAGUAGCGAAUUUUUCGGAUUUCCCAGGCAUAAUGGAACAAAAUAUGCGACCAAAUACAAUUCAAGUUUGAAAAGUGGUCAAUUCAGAAACAUGAAUAAAAAUUUAAUAUCGACAUUAUUAAUAAAUAAAAUGACCGGAACAUAAAUACCUCAAGUAACUUGUUUAUGUGCAAAAACAGAUUAUAAUCCAAGAUUAUAAUACCUGGCAAUGCAGAUAUCCAACGAGUCAAUGACACCAUGAAUAUAACUACUAAUCGUGGUAUUUUACUUUUUUUGCCUUAUAUUCAAUAUCUCUUUCUGACCUGUAAUAUUCUAAAUUGUGAUGCAAUGAGUAAGUGUCAAUUUAAUGGGGCAUGCUCAGGUAUGUUACCAUUGCUGCGAAUCAAAGUAUAAUAGGCGAGAGGGCAAUCUGCUAAUCACGUGGGAUUACAGGUGACACUGCACUGCGAGACAAAUAAGAAUGUUUUUGCUACCAGCUUUUAACCUUGAUUUUCUGUUAGCUUCAAUCUGUAAUACAAGAAAAUCAUAUCAUUCGUUUUUAAAUUUUGGUUUUGUGAAGGGGAGGAAUGGAUUCCCCCUAAAUCGCUUUUUAUUGU
This is a messenger RNA of Styela clava, 2565 nucleotides long. RefSeq names its product somatostatin receptor type 2-like. The record is from RefSeq and is a predicted model, not a curated record. Lineage: Eukaryota; Metazoa; Chordata; Ascidiacea; Stolidobranchia; Styelidae. Gene Ontology annotation, molecular function: neuropeptide binding; G protein-coupled receptor activity. Gene Ontology annotation, cellular component: plasma membrane; neuron projection. Gene Ontology annotation, biological process: neuropeptide signaling pathway.